Ceutorhynchus assimilis (cabbage seed weevil) is the source of this 2648-nucleotide messenger RNA. Lineage: Eukaryota; Metazoa; Arthropoda; Insecta; Coleoptera; Curculionidae. The record is from the annotation of a GenBank genome assembly.
UUUCUCGCUGUCCUCUCCUCAUAGUCCUCAUUCACUUCGGUAUGUGAAUUUCAAUCAAUCGGCAUCGCAUAAAUCGUACUCCUAUCGGCCCAAUCGCCAUUAUUAUUAUUUUAUUGCCAUGCCAAGUCACCAAGCCAGAAUUCACCCAAGAUAUUGAUUAAUUUUAAAUUGUGUGUACCAAUUUAUAUUCCCUCUAACGUUUUUUUCUUCACCGCUAAACUCAAGUCUCUGCGAGUGUCUGGAGUGCUUGAAAAUUACUGUAAGAAUGUCGAUUGAAUAUUUGCAAGUAGCAGAAGAUGAGGGUGAAGAGCCCAUUGAGCUCCCCACCGAAGACGAUGGUACUUUGCUUUUAAGCACGCUGGCCGCCCAAUAUCCUGGGGCUUCGGGGCUCAAAUACAGGAAUCCCGAGAAUAAAUCUGUGAGGGGUGUGAGAUUGAGCGAUGGAAGAUUGCAUCCGCCCGCAGAUGGGGGCUGGGGGUCGCAUAUUUAUAACUGUGUGUUUCCUAAAGAGAACAAACGUAAAAGUGAUGACCACCUCGAAAAUUCCACGGCCAAAACCAAACGUAUGGAAACGAAAUUACGUUGCACCGACCUGAUAGUUUUGGGUUUACCAUGGAAAACUACCGAGCAAAAUUUAAGGGAAUAUUUCGAGACUUUUGGGGAGGUGCUGAUGGCACAAGUAAAAAAAGAUCCAAAGACUGGCCAAUCCAAAGGAUUCGGUUUUAUUAGGUUUGCUUCGUAUGAAUCUCAGAUGCGUGUGUUGGCUCAAAGGCAUAUGAUCGAUGGAAGAUGGUGUGAUGUGAAAGUUCCCAAUUCAAAAGAAGGUCUCAUCCAACAAGUUCCUUGCAAAGUCUUCAUCGGCCGUUGCACCGAAGAUUUAACCUCGGACGAUCUCCGAGAAUAUUUUGGCAAAUUUGGUGAAGUAACCGACGUAUUCAUCCCAAAACCCUUCAGAGCGUUCAGCUUUGUCACAUUUUUGGACCCGGAAGUUGCUCAAAGCCUGUGUGGCGAGGAUCAUAUCAUCAAAGGCGUGUCAGUUCACGUCUCAAACGCAGCCCCAAAAUCUGAAACAAGAGCUGCCAAGCACGGUUACGAUCACAGAGGAGACGGACGUAUGCAUGGACCUAAUAGAGGCCCACCGGGAGGACCCGAAGGGCCGGGAGGCAUGUAUCCACAGAGGUAUAAUGGACCUCCAGGACCGAAUCAGGGAAAUUGGGGUAAUCAGGGUGGUCCUAGAGGCAACUUGGAUAUGCCCAAUCUGCAAGCAUUAGGUAUAACAGGCCAAGGAGGUCAAAACAACAAUCAAGGUGGCUGCAAUCCUUUAGGAUUAGGACUAAAUUUAGGGGCUCUACCAAUGAACCCCGCUUUGGUAGCUGCAGCUUUAAACCAGGCCAGUUGGGGACUGAUUGGCAAUUUACAAAACCAACCCGAACCCAAUUUCAAUCAAGGAUUCAAUAACGGACCCAAUAACAAUAGUGGAUUUAUUCCAGGCAACAACCAAGGUGGCGGUAACCAAGGGGGCGGGGGCGGUCCAGGUUUCCUUAACUGGAUGUCGCAAGGCGGUGGAGGUCCUGGAAACGGCCAAGAGGGCGGUCAGUGGCCAGCCAGGCCUCCGCCAGGUCAAAAUCAGGAUAAUAAGGGCUUUCUGAAGUAUGACUAGGAUAGGGCUACAGCCACUGUGCAGGCUGUAGGCGUAGUUGUCAGAAGAACUAUGGAAUUAUUGGUAAACAAAAAUCUCACCCUCCAGUCAUCGUUAACCAAUCCAGAUAAUGGGAGUCAUUUAAAGGCACCAACACCCUAAAGAGGUGAACAACUUAAAUUAGUAGUUUAUUUAGUAAUGUUGUGUGUAAAUUUAUGAAUUUAUCGCCUAUAGAACAAAAUGUUAUGAAUUUUUGUGCAAAUCAUGGUUUGUUUGCGAAAUUUAUUAGAAGGGUAUUAGUAAAUAAUUCUAAUCUUUAAUGCUCAUAAAUUUGUUUACCAAUUGACAAAUUUAUAUAUUAUUCACUUAGAAAAUACUUAGUAGCCCUUAGUGUAAGACAAAAAUGAAAGUCUAUUUAUCAAUUUAGAAUAAGUGCAAAAGUAAUAGAUUUAAUUGUGUAAGAAGAAGGAUGGAAUUUUAAGUAAGUGUACAAACUGGAAGAAAGGGAGAGAACAUUUGUCUUCGAUUGUUUAGAGUUAGCAUAUAUGUAUGUCUUUUUUUUCUAAUAUUAUGAAGGAACAAUAGACGUCGCAAACAGCGUGACUGAGUUGAGUUUUAUUACUAAGUAAGAAUUUCAGGUAUUUUUGAGAGUGUUUUGUGUUUGAUAAUGGUCUGGACUUGAUGAAGAAACUAUGGUGUGUUCAAGAGUUUUAUUUAAUGGGUAUGUUUGUUUCGUUAAUAUUUUAAUUAGAUUGAAACAGUGGCGUAGGAUACAAGAACAUCUUCAGAGGAGAACUUAUUAAUUGGCAAAAAAAAAAAACAAGGAAAAUAUUAGUUUACACUACGCCACUGGAUAUUCAUUUUUUUUUUUAGGUAGAAAGAAUGUAAAGUUUUUAUCAAAAUUUUAAUUUUUCAAGACCAUUUGACCAAUUGAAUUGAUUCGAUAUUUUCCUUUUUCUCAAUCCUGUUAUCAUUUUCAUUUGAUGCUUGGUCCCUUCUUGGUCCUUAU